This is a messenger RNA of Sphaerodactylus townsendi, 843 nucleotides long. RefSeq names its product coiled-coil domain containing 22 (gene CCDC22). Lineage: Eukaryota; Metazoa; Chordata; Lepidosauria; Squamata; Sphaerodactylidae. Gene Ontology annotation, molecular function: cullin family protein binding. The record is from RefSeq and is a predicted model, not a curated record. Gene Ontology annotation, biological process: positive regulation of ubiquitin-dependent protein catabolic process.
UCCAUCUCCUCCAUUUGCACUCUCUCUUGUGCUCCCUGCCUGCAGCUCCUGGAGCUGGAGUCCCUUCCCAAAGACGUCACUCGCUCUGCCUACACUCAGCGCAUCCUGGAGAUAGUCAGCAACAUCCGCAAGCAGAAGGAGGAGAUCACCAAGAUCCUGUCUGACACCAAGGAACUCCAGAAGGAAAUCAACAGCCUAACCGGCAAACUAGACCGGACUUUCGCUGUUACCGACGAACUGAUUUUUAAGGAUGCCAAACGAGAUGAGGCCGUGAGGAAAGCAUACAAGUACUUGGCUGCCUUGCACGAGAGCUGCAGUCAGCUGAUCCAAACAAUUGAGGACACGGGCACCAUCUUAAGGGAAAUUCGGGACCUAGAGGAGCAGAUCGAGAGCGAGACCAGCAAGAAAACCCUGGAGGCAGGUGGAAGGGAUCCUCGCGAAGACUACCGGGCUCUGACGGAGGAGCUCACUAAGCUGCUGGGCAUUACCAGGGAGACAUGUGAAUGCUGUACUGGCCAGCCCCCCCCUGCCAGGGAGCUGUCCCCAUUCAGACUCUGCAGUGCCUCUGAAGCUGUGAGGGCGUGGGGAGAGAGCCAGCCUCGCCUUUCCAGCCUCGCCAGCCUUACAGAAUGGCCUAAAAACCCAGCCGAAACUCAGCCCGUUUUGCGGGGAAACGUUGCCCCCGGUUCAUCCUCCUGCCAUAGAUUGGACAUUGAAGAUGUCUGGCGUGGGAAACCAGGGAUCGGUUCCAUCCCUUAUUGAUUGAUGCCAGCGCCUCUUUCAUGUCCCUUCCACCACCCCACCACCCCAAAAAUAAAGCCCCCCUUCUCACUUUUUGCAGAA